Messenger RNA from Aricia agestis (brown argus), 5922 nucleotides. RefSeq lists its product as uncharacterized. The coding region runs from base 95 to 5617 and encodes 1840 amino acids. Lineage: Eukaryota; Metazoa; Arthropoda; Insecta; Lepidoptera; Lycaenidae. The record is from RefSeq and is a predicted model, not a curated record. The transcript has 17 exons.
CCUCCGCGACAGUACCGGGUGUGGUCGACGCCGAUGUCAGUGGCGUAGCGCCCGGCAUGGCGCGCCGCGCCCCCCGCGCUCGCGCCCCCUAACCAUGAGUGACCUGCAGGCUACCUUCGAGUUCUCCGUGGAGCUCUACAAGUUCUACAAUGUCGACCUCUUCCAGAGAGGGCUCUACCAGAUCCGCGUGGGGCUGCGCGUGUCGCCCAAGGUGCCGGUGCACAUCGAGGCCACGGUGUCGAGCGGCAGCGGCGCGGCGCGCACCGGCCGCCCCGCAGCCAACGCCGCGCUCGUGGGUGGCCUUGCCGCCAGCCGCGCCUUCCAGAUCAUGUACCGCAACGAGGAGGUCACGCUGCGGGACAUCGUGCACUUCCGGGCGCACCUGCUAGUCGACAGCCGCAACCUCAAGGAAUCCCUCGAACGGGCAGAAUGGAGUCUCGGUGUGGAGUUAUGGUGCAGCGAGGGUGCUCAGUCAGCAACCCUCACUCCUGUCUCCUGCCGCGUGCUCAAACUGCACUUCCAGCCGGCCCAGGGUCUGCACUACAACCUGCCGGUGCUGUUCGACUACUUCCAUCUGUCCGCUGUCUCCCUCACCGUCCAUGCGAGCCUGGUAGCUCUGCACCAGCCGUAUAUAAAGAAGAGCAUCAUGCACUACGUGCAGAGCUGUACCCCCCGGUCGAGCAAGCAGUGGGGUAAGCUGGUGAAGAGUGCUGGAGGCUUCAGCUCUGGCAGCUUAGAGAAUAUCCUCUUCGGCUCCGGGAAAUGCGCUGGUGGUAAUUCCAGCAAGAUCGCGCACGCUAGGCAAGUGCACGCGGAAGUAUGCGGGAUACUACUGGGUUCGCUGGAGGGUCUGCAGAGCGCGUUAGCGGUGUGCGGCUCCACGGGCGUGCUGCUUACACCAGAAGAGUCAUCCUCCAACUCCAUCGUGGGGGAAGUCGCUCAGAGGAUCAAGGAUCUAAGUGAAGCGGGCAAGAAGUCCGACGUGUGCGAGGAGGAGGAGUGGGCGAUGGGCGCGGCGCACGACAUCGCGCGGCUGUGCGCGGAGGUGACGCUGCGGUGGCGCGCUUUCCUGCAUCACACCACCGACCGCCCGCACGUGCAUCACGCGCUGGCUGCCCGUCACCAUGCGCUUCGCAUCAAACGUUUCGCCGAGUGCUUCUUCGUGCUGGACAACCCGCGGCACUCGCUUGCCGGCUGCUACGACAGCAACUACCAGUCCUACCAGAGCGUCGGCGAAGUGGCGCGUCGGUCCAGAUAUCUGGCGCUGCUGCCGCCCUUACCUGUUCACUGUAUCGCGCUCGACGGCGACCCGCAUAUCAUGCCCAUUAUAUUCGAGGACAGAUAUCAAGACACUGCCGAAUUUGCAAGACGAAGAUCGUUUUUAAAUUCCGGUGGAAGCAAAGCCGGAAGUGAUCCAUUUUUAUGCUCCGAGCCGCUUGGUGAUGAUUGUGCCUGUAGUGUGAGUUCUAUGGUAGAUUCUAGAAGACCUUCUUCAGAAGCAUCAAGAGUUACUCUAUCAUUGCCUAAAACAAUCAUGGAUGUGCUUGAACCGCAGUAUAAUCCCCCGAAAUCUAAUCAAAACGUGGUGCAAGCAACGCUAACAUUAGCACCCCAAAAAUCUAAUAGAGGGUCUCCAAAAAGGUCAGUAGUGAAACAAAACGUCAUUGAAUUAACAAAGCCUCACAACAAGCAAUUAGAACUGACUGGGAGGAAUAGAUACAUUGUUCAAAAUAAUCAAAUAACAGAAAUUCAAUUGCCCCCAAACAAGGCUUUCCCAUCUUGCUCUAUACAGCAAGGACAGCAGCUAUCAAGAUAUUCAGCCUCGACUCUUUUAGAUAUUAAUACUGCAAAAAGUUCUAUAAACGUAUCACAGCUAGGACAGGAACAGUCAGACCCCAAUGAAGUGUUUACGCAAAAACAUAAAAUUACUAGUGGCGUAAGUACUUUGCCCGCAAGACACAGCAAGUCGCUAGAUCAACUGAGAGUUUCACAGAUGACCCCGCUUAGUGUUCAAGCUUCAAUGAAAAACUCCAGAAAUGGUUCGAAUGCAUCAGUUAACUACCCAAAGCAGUACUUACCUCCUCAGCAACCCAAACCCACAACCUUACCCCGCAGCGUCACGACUACGUCGUAUCCGACGAGUACGACGACUCGUUGUGCUACCAAAGGCGAUGAUUAUAGACGCAAUAUAAACGAGUUCAGGGAAAAAUAUAAGAACCCAUGCAAUCACAAUCAGAACAUGCACGGAAUGAACAAUGAAGUGUUUCAAAACGUAGGCUAUAAGUACGACGGAAGCAUGAAAGGGAAUCUGAAUCAAAUUUAUGGUUACACAUUCGGUAAUCAGGGUAAUAAUAUGCAAGUAAAUAAUAUUAUUCGGAAUCCCUUAGAAUUCCAAAGAGGCUACAGUGUAAAUUUACCCCGUCCUAUGUUGCCUCCACGAAAUUCUUAUCCUCCUGUUAGCGGAAAAACUCAAGUGACUGAUCAAAAUAAUUUAGUAUCUAGUAGACAGGUUCAUAGAUCUAAUUCUACACAUGUGUUCCAAAAUGUCGAUACCCAACAAAUUGAUAUUGAAGCGGCUCGAAAUCAACUGAGACACGAACUAAAUUACUAUCUUCAGAAAGGAGACUGGAGUUAUGAUUUUAAUACUGGUAGUCUGAUACAAAAUUAUCAAAAGAAAUCGAGUAAAAGCAGUGACGAUAGUGGUUUUGUUAUGACGUUGGAUAGGAGCAGUGAUGGUACUUCUAAGUCUAAUUAUUCGAAGACACCACCAUCGACACCUCAUUCGACGUUACCCUCAGUGAGGCACAAGAAAAUUCAUUCCAGGGAAUCUAAAUUAAAUACCCAUGGCAACAAAGAAAAUGCCAAAAUUAAUUCAAGUCGUGAUUCUUUAAGCAGUCAUCAUUCCAUUCGAUCGAGAGAUAGUAAAUCAGAUCGACAAACACCAAAGUCGGAUCGAAGCACACCCAAAUCGGACAAAGGAAUACCCAAAUCCGGUAAAAUUACGCCAAAGUCAGGAAAAAUGACACCUAGAUCAGGUCUCGCUACGCCUAAAUCUGGUAAAAUGACUCCCAGGUCAUCAGGCUUUAAUACUCCAAAAAGUGGUAGAUCUAGUGGAAAGCCGGAAAAACGUUCAAAACACAAACCCUCGGAGAAAAUGACGCAACUCAUGUCUGAAGCUGCAUCGUCGUCUAGUAAUGAAAGCAUCCCUUAUGAAUUAAGAAGGCUUGAAACAUCAGGUACGCUGCCUUACAGCCUCGAUCACGGAUCAGAAUUAAGGCACUGUAGAAGUGCAGCUUCGAUUAUUGAAGAACCCAACCUAAAUAAUACUUUUGGUUCAGAAUCUUUACCAAAUCUAGCACCACCACCUGCUUUCGAAUCGCCACCAUUAGAUAUUGGAGACAAAGACUUUAAAAUUUUGCCCCCAGAGAAUUUCUUGAAUAAAGAAGACAAACGCAGCAUUAGCUCAACAUCUAGUUUAAGUGAGCAAAGUGGCUGGGUUUCUAGUGGGCGUAGCUCAGGACCAUCAUCUCCUGACAACGGUAGCCAGAUAAAUCAAAACUUCCCCUCUACUAGCCAAACGGUGGCAACAAAAGCGCCCAGUAAAGUUAUUGAAAAUGGCAGUGACAUCAAAAAAGAAAAAACGAAAGAUGGAGAAAAGAUAAGUGAGUUCAAAAGAACUAUAUUGAAUGGUGAACAGCUGAGGGAGCGAUUAUUAAAAUUAGCUGUUAAAGCCGCUCAAAACCCCAAUGAAGAGAUAGAGUGUUGCGACAAAGAAGUUUGCGAAGAAUGUACCAUUUGCAGUGACUCCAUCUGCACAGACAGUCAAUGUGAAUAUAAUAAAUUAAUGCACAGUAACGGAAUUGAUGCUGGUUGUGAUUCAGAUACUUGCAACGCAAGUUGUUACCGGCCGUGUUCGGAACCCUCCGGAAAAAUAAAUCAAAGGCAUAACUCAUUUAGUGCAAUACAGGGAAAAACUUACAGCACCGUUAACAAAACAGCCAACGGAACUGUGAAAAAGUCACAAACCAUAAGCGAUAACCUCCAUCCUUAUAUUCGCAAAGAAAUACCACCCAAAGUCCCGGCUCCAGCAAAAACAAAACCAAUUGAUAAAACUAAAUUAAGAGAUAAAAUAGAAUAUACAGAGAAGCUUUUAGCUGCCGAAAUUCGAAGCUUAACUGUCGAUCGUUCGUGCAAAAGUCAUAAGACCGGAGGACCAAAGGCUGCUGCUCAAAAAUAUCAAGGAAAGGCAAAAUCUGAGGUGGACUUGAGCCAUUUUGCUGCAGAUAAUGAAUACGAACACCUACCUCCCCCACAACAGUUCCGUGACGCACCUACACCACCUGAUGAGUUUAAGGAUCCACCUUCGAAGUCACCAGCAUUGAGCCGUAGAAGUAGUAAAUCUUCCACACCAUCAAAAACUCCACGAAAGGCUGAACAACCGACAACACUGCAACUAGAUAAUCCACUUUAUCACGUUUGUGAAGGCAUCUUGGAAAGACGCAAGCUAAGGCCACAACAGUCUAUUAACACAAACACUACACCUUCAGGAACAACUUUAAAUAAAAGCCAAAGCACUGGCGAACUUGCUAGCAGAAAUGAAAACGGAACUAAUAAAGAACAACGUCAAAGCAAUUUCAUCAGUAUAUUCGGGUUAGCAGAGUCAGAAAGACUGUUCGUAAAAUGCAGAGAUGAAUUCAGACAAAGUGUGAAGUAUCCUGGGGCAAUAUAUUCUGACUUCCCUCCAGUAGAGAACUCUCUACCAUAUUUCCAUAUCAGCGAUGAAUAUCGAAUGUUUAAUCCUGAAGGUUUACACCUCAUUAUCUGUGUACAUGGACUGGAUGGCAAUGCAGCUGAUCUUCGUUUGGUGAAAACAUAUCUAGAGCUGGGUCUGCCUGGUGCACGUCUGGACUUUCUCAUGUCGGAGAGGAAUCAAGGCGACACGUUUUCAGAUUUCGAUACGAUGACUGAUAGGCUCGUCCAAGAGAUAAUGACCCACAUACAAAACUCCAAUGAACCUGCGCGAAUCAGCUUCGUUGGUCAUUCUCUGGGCACCAUCAUCAUCAGAUCUGCCCUUGCCAGACCUCAAAUGAAACCUUUCCUCGGCAAACUUCACACCUUCCUGUCUCUCAGUGGACCUCAUCUUGGAACGUUAUAUAACUCCAGUGGACUUGUUAAUGCUGGGAUGUGGUUCAUGCAAAAAUGGAAGAAAUCCGGAUCACUCCUUCAAUUAUCUCUCCGGGACGCUUCGGAUCCUCGGCGGUCCUUCCUCUACCGGCUCAGCGAGAGGAGUCAGCUGCACCAGUUCAAACAUAUCCUGCUGUGCGGCUCCGGCCAAGACAGAUACGUGCCGCUACAUUCUGCCAGACUGGAGCUCUGUAAGGCGGCUGCGAAAGACACUUCGUUGUUGGGACAAGCUUAUAGGGAAAUGGUGCACAACAUGGUAUCACCGCUGGCGGCUCGCGCAUCUUCCGUCUCCGUCGUCCGAUAUGACGUACAGCACGCUCUCCCUCAUACCGCCAGCGCACUCGUCGGCCGCGCUGCCCACAUUGCUGCGCUGGACUCGGACCUGUUUAUAGAGAAGUUCCUGCUUGUAUCUGCGCUGAAAUACUUCCGAUAAAUUCCCGAUGAGCCCGGCUUGGUCAACACUGUUUGAUCCCGAUGUCCUUACCUUAGGUCAAUACAGCUUAUUCCUUGACAAUUUGCGUUCCACUGAUGGAUAUAUGUAAGCUUCAUAAAAAUAACCCCAAUGCGCAGCUGCAGUGGUGGGCAACAAGUGGCCGAACACAAGAAACGUUAUGACUUAUGAUAGACAUUUAAGAUUGCCAUGAAGCAUUACGUCUUGAUGCGUCUUCAAUCAGCUUAGGAAUAUUGAAGUGGGCCGUUCAACGAAGCCGUUUUGAGACUCAAACAAUCGUACGAGAA